This is a messenger RNA of Benincasa hispida (wax gourd), 2774 nucleotides long. RefSeq names its product BEL1-like homeodomain 1 (gene BLH1). NCBI's taxonomy places the organism in Eukaryota, Viridiplantae, Streptophyta, Magnoliopsida, Cucurbitales, Cucurbitaceae. Gene Ontology annotation, biological process: regulation of DNA-templated transcription. Gene Ontology annotation, molecular function: DNA binding. The record is from RefSeq and is a predicted model, not a curated record.
CUCCUAUACACUUGUAAAAACUCGUGUAUAAAUAUAUUAUAUAUUUCUGUCGGCAUAGAAAAAAAAAAGGAGAAAAGGAGAGAGAAAGAGAAAGAAAGAGAGAGAUGGUUGAAGUUGUCAAUUAUUUUUGAUAAAUGACUGUGGAAGAAGAUCAAGAGUGAAGUAAAUUCCCAACAAAAAGGAUAACAUAUUUUUCUUCGAAACUCACUUCCCCGGUCGGCGAUCGAUGGCGACUUACCUUCAUGGCAAUUCUGAUCAAUUCCAAUCUUCUGAUGGCGGCCUUCAAACCCUUGUCUUAAUGAAUCCAAGCUAUGUUCAAUUCUCCGAUACGCCUCCACCUCCGUCACACCCUAAUCUCGUCUUCUUCAAUUCUUCUUCUACUGCUGCUAAUACUUUCUCUACACUGGCACAAGCCCCUCCCUCGUCUCAUACUCAACAAUUCGUUGGAAUUCCGUUACAGACCACGGCUGCUUCCCCGACAUCCCAAGACCACAAUUCGCACCCUUUGAAUCCCCACCAUGAUAUCUCUGCCUUGCACGGCUUUGUUCCGCGUGUUCAGCAUAACGUUUGGAGCACAAUCGAUCCUUCCACGGCGGCGCGUGAUUCUGCACGCGCUCAGCAGGGGUUGUCUUUGAGCCUUUCUUCGCAACAUCCGCAGGGUUUUGGGUCGAGAGAUAUUCAAUCGCAGACCCAACAGGCCGCUUCUGGCGAGGAGAACAUGCGAGUCUCUGGCGGAUCGAGUUCUUCGGCUUCCGCUGUCACUAACGGCGUGGCUGGAAUUCAGAGUGUUUUAAUUAGCUCCAAAUAUCUUAAGGCUGCGCAAGAACUUCUAGACGAGGUUGUGAAUGUCACCCAAAAAGGAAUUAAAAGUGAAUCAUCCCCAAAGAAGGCCACCGGAAAUCAAUCGAAGGUGAUGGGAGAUGCAUCCGCUGUCACAGGAACUGCAGACGGCUCGUUAGAAGGAGAAGCCGACGGUAAACGUGCUGCCGAGAUAACAACCGCCGAGAGACAAGAAAUUCAGAUGAAGAAAGCAAAGCUUAUAAGCAUGCUUGACGAGGUGGAGCAGAGGUACAGACAGUACCACCACCAGAUGCAGAUAGUAAUAUCCUCAUUCGAGCAGGCAGCCGGAGCCGGUUCCGCAAAAACCUACACCGCCCUCGCACUUCAGACGAUUUCGAAGCAAUUCCGCUGCUUAAAAGAUGCAAUUACCGGCCAAAUCCGAGCGGCGAACAAGAGUUUGGGUGAAGAAGAAUGUAUGGGAAGAAAAAUGGAAGGUUCCCGGUUGAAAUUCGUCGAUCACCAUCUCCGGCAACAACGAGCUCUGCAACAAUUGGGCAUGAUCCAACACAAUGCUUGGAGACCCCAGAGAGGCUUACCGGAGAGAUCCGUUUCGAUUCUUCGUGCUUGGCUUUUCGAACACUUCCUCCAUCCUUACCCUAAGGAUUCAGAUAAACACAUGCUCGCUAAGCAAACCGGGCUCACCAGAAGCCAGGUUUCGAAUUGGUUCAUAAACGCGAGAGUUCGACUGUGGAAGCCAAUGGUGGAAGAGAUGUACAUGGAGGAAAUCAAAGAGCAAGAACAGAACGGCGGCAAAUCGACACCCACGACGGAAAAAAGCAACGACGAUUCGGUCGCGAAAUCCAUAGCUCCACCACCGGAAACAAAAAGCCCCAAUUUAAAACAAGAGAACUCUCCAAACCAUAACGUCCAUCCUUCAAUCUCAAUCUCAAAUUCCUCCGGCGGAAAUGUUCGAAACCCAUCUGGAUUUACACUCAUCGGAACCUCAUCGGAACUCGACGGAAUCACACAAGGAAGCCCCAAAAAACAAAGAGGCCCAGAAAUCCUUCAUUCCUCAAACAACAACAACAACGUCCCUUUCAUAAACAUGGACAUCAAACCUCGAGAAGAAGAAGAACGUCAAAAUCACAAUCACAAUCCCCAUCACAAUCAUCAUCUUGCAAUGAAAUUCGACGAAGAGAGACAAAACAGAGAUGGGUAUUCAUUUCUAGGCCAACCCCAUUUCAACAUCGGCGGAUUCGGCCAAUACCCAAUCGGUGAAAUCGCCAGAUUCGACGCCGAUCAGUUCACUCCAAGAUUCUCCGGCAACAAUGGCGUCUCUUUGACUUUAGGCCUUCCCCAUUGCGAAAACCUCCCCUUAAACGCAGCUACCCAUCAAAGCUUCCUCCCAAACCAGAGCAUCCAUUUAGGAAGAAGAACAGAAAUUGGAAAACCCACUGAUUUUUCCGCCAUUAACGCCUCUACAGCUCACUCUUCCACUGCUUUUGAGACCAUCAAUAUCCAAAAUGGAAAAAGGUUCGCUGCUCAAUUACUGCCAGACUUUGUGGCCUAAACCAAAAUUUCAAAACACAGAGUAAAAUUCAAUCCGCCAUUGUCAGAUUCUGAGCAAACACAGAUUGGAGGAAGAGAUUGUUGUAAGGUACUACUGUAAAAAAAGAACACAACAAAAAGACAAAAAAAGAAAAUUAAAUAAGCAAAUUUUAAUAGUAUAGUUUUAAAUUUUUUUUUUUUUUUUUCCAUUUACACUUUGCAUAGAAUUAUAAAUCUCAGUCAGUGGGUUAAUUAGGAUUUAGGGUAUAUGAGUAUAUAUAUUUUUGGGGAUUGUAUAUUGUUUUUGUAAGGGUUUCUUUUUUUAAAAACAAAAAAUGGGUUAGAUGGAUUGUUAUGAUUAGAUCAGUUUCGCUGGUGUAAUGUGUUAUUAUACCCAUUAUGAAUAUUGAUUUCAAAUAUAUGUAUAUGGAUUAAAUAUGUGCUAA